GCAGCUGCCCUCUGCUGUCUUUGUGGUAUGAAGGUAGCUUUCCUAACCCACAUCCGGCUUGUUCUUUCAGUGGCUUCAACCAAUGACCUUUGCAUUUUCCUUUCUGGCCCUAGCUAAAUGAUCUUUAUAAAUAUAUCUAGUCACAUUGUUGCCACCGCCCUACCUGUCCUCCCUCUUCAACUGCUGCAUCCCACUACAUCUGGCUCUUGCUGGUUUCUCACUGCUUGUGGGGUAAAUGUCAUCUUACUCUCUCCUCUUGGAUGCAGGGCUUAUCUUCAUCACCUGUUCCUUCCAGUGAUCCCAGCACUCCCUGCCCUGCCCAUUUGGCCUGGAUGUUCUCUCUUCCCUACUUGGUGGCUCACUUGCUCUCCAAGUGGAUACAGGCUCCACAUUCCCCUGUGUUUGGACUGCCGAGGCACCUGUGGUGCUUGCUGUGUGGUGAUUGUCCCUUCCCUGCCUCCCCCUUAAUCUUCCUCCAUCCAGCUCUCUGAGGGCAACAGAUUGGUUUUAGUCACUUUUUUGUCUGCUAAAUGAGAAGACCCAGAAGCAGCUAGGUAGGCACAAGGAUUUAGGAGUAUUUGGGCUGCAGUUUUUUUGGGGAAGAGCAGACUUGCCCUUUGGGGCUUGUUUGAAAGCCUGUAGCUUGGCAAUAUCAAUCAACAAGAUGAACUUCGUGGGAUUGUGAUGUCAGGUUUCCACAAGUCUGCUGUUCAGGACAAAGAAGAUGGGGAGCCAAAGACCAAGCAACUCAGAGAAGAAGAGGAGGAAGGUGAAAAGCACAGGGAGCUCAGGCUGCGGAAUUAUGUCCCAGAGGAUGAGGACCUGAAGAGGAGGAGGGUGCCCCAGGCCAAACCAGUGGCAGUGGAAGAGAAGGUGAAGGAACAGCUGGAGGCUGCCAAGCCAGAGCCCGUCAUUGAAGAAGUGGACCUGGCCAACCUGGCACCCCGGAAGCCUGACUGGGACCUCAAGAGAGACGUGGCCAAGAAGCUAGAAAAGCUUGAAAAGCGUACCCAGAGGGCCAUCGCCGAGCUGAUCCGUGAGAGGCUGAAAGGCCAGGAGGACAACCUGGCUUCUGCAGUGGAUGCCACCACUGAACAAGAGGCCUGUGAUUCUGACUGAAGUGUGCCUUGUACCCCAUCUGCCCACCAGGUGUCCUGCAGGUGGAUGCUCUUGGGCAGGGGUGGGGGCUGGGUUACCAUCACAUCCAGGUCUUCCUCAGAACUGAUCAGCCCCAUCGAGUCCAAACCUCCAUGGGAUGUCGCCAGCUCCUUGUCUCCUGAGGGUUCCUACCACUGGAAUAGGACAGAGCCAGCAACUGCUGUGGGACAUGCCUAUGUUUGUACAUAUGUAUGUAUUCCAAACUUUUAGAAAAUGUCUGUAAAUAGAGACAAGUAAACCCCUUUAUAUGGUAGAAACCUGUCAAAUGUUUCUUGGGUCCUGUGGUACUGUAGGUUUGGACUCUAAUACAUGGUGGCCUCAGAGGUGGCACUUGAUAUGAAUUACCCCUGUGUCCAGCUGGACUUAUGGAGAGGGCUACGUGAGAAAGACCUGGGGUUGACCUUGUGGGUCCAAGGCCUGGCCCAGGCUAUGGUCAGUGGUGUCUUCUUAAAACCCCUGGAUGACAGAGACAGGGUCCGAGAGUUCUUCUAAGACUUCCCAAGGCCGAGGCCUUGCAAUAGUUUGCAGUAUGGCUGGAGAGGCUCCCUCCCUAAUUUCUAUAGGUCCCUUCAAAGUGUGAGAAAGAGAAGGAUGAGAUUGAGCCCUAUAAAUUUCCAUGCAGGGCCACUCCAUGUUUAAGGCCCAGCACUAAUUUCCCUUACUCUGCCCAGCCCUCAGCAGCUUCUCUCCCUGCUCUAACAAAGUUAAACCAUGGCUCUCCCUAGGACAGGGCCCUAUAUGAGUGAGAAGAUCCAUUCUUCUAGGGACUGUGAUGUGGUAGGCUGGGUUCAGGUGUGAUCUUGGGCCCUGAGGUCUUGGCUUGAGGCCUGUUGCCACUGCUGGGAGCUCUUAGUUAGAACUGCCUGGCCACAUCAGUUCAGACUCCAGGUACCAGUAGCCAACUGAAACUACCUCGCCUCUAGGGUUGUUGCACCCUUGAGUUUCCUAAGAGCUUCCCUUGAGCCUCCUGCUCCUGCUCUAAAUCAUCUAGUGUGGCUUCUUCUCUUUAUGCUGCAUUCCAGAUACACAGUGGCCCAGCUCUGGCAGACAGUGCUGAGGACUUGGGUCAUGGAGGUAGGGUGUGUGUGUAAACACACAGACCAGCACACCCAUACAAUAAGUAAAAUUCUUUAAAUUAAAAUUGUGCUUCUACUCUCAGAAGGUAAUUCCUGUGUAGAAGAAAAUAAAAAUAUGCAGCUAAGAGCAAGGGCUGAAGGGGUAGGUGGCCAGUUCCUUCACUGAGCAGUGCAACAAGACCAAAGCCAGGACUCUUGAUUCCCACAAGUUACAGGGAUGAAACAUGCCUGUAGUUGUCAGGAUUGGAUCUGGCCUUUCUUUCCUAAGAAAAAGGGUGACAAGACUCCCCACACCUCCUGGGAUUGCAUUUGGAAACAGGAUGCUUGUCUAUGGUAGUGGAAGGACUCAGACAUCUGGUGGCUGGGAACUGAGCUCCCACUCAGCACCAGUUCUGAAAUAGGAGUUGGGUCAUUCCACAACAUGAGAACCCAGAGAGCUGAUGAACAGGAUGCUUCUGAGUUUUUGACUCUAGGUUCCCUGACAGAAAAACUACCCUUAUAUAAGGAAAGAAAAACAAAACCUGCCAUGCAUGACAAACAUUCAACAAAAAUAGCCAGUCUCAGUAGCACAUCUGUAAUCCCAGCAGCUUGGGAGGCUGAAACAAGAGGAUCACAAAUUCAAGACUAGCCUCAGCUACUUAGUGAGACUCCUCAAAAUAAAAAAUGAAAAGUGAAGGGGAUACUCAGUGGUAGGGAGAGUGUCCCUGGGUUUAAUCUCCAUUACCAAAGAAAAAAAUUUUAAAAGAAAGAAAGUAAAAGACAAAACACAUGAGACAAUGCAGUGCCUUAAAGAAUAGUCAACAACCCCAAAAGUGGGAGGAUUUAUAUCCCAGGAAAUGGAUAAAAGUUAUAUCCUAAAAGCAUUUGCUGUAUCAACAGAGAGAUAAAGGAGGACCCCAGUAAGUCAAGAACAGGCAUUAAAUGUAACUGACUAGAAAUCUUGGAAAUGAAGAAAGUGGAUAUUAAAAUAAGAAUCCAGGCUAGGUGUGGUGGCAUGUGCCUGUGAUCUAUGCUACUUGGUGGACUGAAGCAGGAGGAUCACAAGUUGGAGGCUAGUCUGGGGAACUUAAUGAGACCUUGUCUCAAAAUAAAAAAUAAGAGGUCUGGGGAUGUAGCUCCCUGGUAGAGCACCCCUCAGUUUAAUAUCCAUUAUUAUAAAAAUUAAUAAUAAAGUGAACUUCCUAGGAGAACUAAAUUGUAACUUGUAGUCAAAAAAGCGAUUAAUAAAUUGGAAGGUAAAGCUAAGGAGAUAGAUUGAAGGUAACAAUGGGAAGUAAAGAGGUAACAUAGAGGCAGAUUGAGAACCUUGCUAUACUGAUGGAUGUUUUAUAGCCGACAGAGGUUUCAGGAAAAGAAAAUCAGAAAAAGAAGGUAGUUGAAGGAGCAGUGGCCAACCACAUCUGCUUCUAGUAUCAUGGAUUUGGAGUUUUCCAGAAUGCAGCCCAGCAAGAUAAAAAGAUCAGUAAUAUGAAACAAGAGGCUGAGAGACAUGGAGAAUAAAGUGAGAAGAUCCAGCAUAACAUGGGAUUGGAGUUCAGAGAGAAGAAACCCACAAAAGUGGAGCAGAGACAAAAUUGGAAACAACGAGUGAGAACUUUCUAGAGCCUUUGAAAAUUACUAAUCCACAGAUUCCAGAAGACCAACAAAUCUCAAGCAGGACAAUAAAAAGAAACAAAACUAUAUUCACAUGUUCUUGAUUUGAACGGUGAUUAAUCAGGUAUUUUUACUUUAUGAAUAUUCGUUGUGUUUACUUGUAUAUUUAUUCUAACUCAGCAAGUUUACUUAAAAAUUUUUGUACCUGUAUUAAUCAUCAAUUGCUACAUACAGAUUACUGCAAAAUUCAGUGUCUUAAAAUAAAUAUUUACUCCCACAGUAGUGGCCUUGCUGAGCAGUUCUAGCUUGGGGUCUCUUAUGUGGUCUUGGUCGUCUGAACGCUGGACUGGUGCUAGAGGUUGUGCUUCCCUAGCAGCUCACUCACAUAGCUUUGGACUGGUGGCCUCAAUUUCGUGCCACAUGGGCCUCUCCAGAGGGUUUGCUAAGUGUUCUUUUGACACCACAGCUGACUUUCCCAGAGUGGAGAUCAAGGGAGAAAACAGAAGGGAGCUUUGGAGCCUCACUAUGACCCAUAUUAGAAGUGAAUUCAGCUACAUCCUGUUUGUUAGAAGUAAGUCACUAUGUCCAGCCCAUACUUGAAGUGAGAAUUAAGUCUCUGUCUCCCUUCCUCCCCCUCCCCCCUCUCUUUUUUUCCAGCAGUGCUGAGGAUGGAACCCAGGGGACUUGGUACAUGCUCUGUACAUACUCUUCUACUGAGCCACACUCCAGCUCUGGUUCCCACCUCUUGAAGGGAGGACAGUCUAAGUAUUUGACAUAUUUUAAACUACCAUAUCUGUAGUUUCAUCAUAAUAAAAUUGUAGAACAAAAAAAACAAAAAUAGAUCUUAAAAUCAAAGAGCACAGAUGUGUCUUUCAAGCCAAUGUUCAGCUACAACCAGUAUUCACGCUCAUGACACUUCCUGUUAACAAAAAUGAAAGAAGAUCACCAACCAUACCCAGAGAAGUGUCUUACAAGAUGCAUUUAGACAGACAAAGCCAAGGGUUGUGUCACCAGCAGACUCUCUUCACUAACAAAAUCUACUUUAGGAUAAUGAAAAUGUUCUAAAAGUGUGAUAAUGGUUGCAUAAAUCUCUGAAUAUGCUAGAACCUGUUGAAUUACACACUUUAAGCAAGUGAAUUGUAUGGUUUGAGUAUUAUCAAACUUUUUUUUUAAUGAAACAAGUAAGCUUUGGCCUUUAAAAACAACAACAACAAAAUUCUUAAGGAUGUCUUCAGGCUGAAAGGAUAGCAGUCACAGACGGACAGUCUAAAAUAUGAGAAGGAAUGAAGGAAAAGAAAGUAGAAAUUUAAAUAGGCAUUGAUCUUAUAAAUAAAAAUAUGUUGUGAUGAUCGUAUGUAAGUCCAGAGGGGAGGUGAUUGGGGCUGCAGCCUCUAGGAGGCUUACACAGGAGGGCUAGAAUUGCAGCUUAGUGGUUGGAGUACUUGCCUGGCAUGAGCUAGGCCCUGGAUUCCAUUCCCAGCACGGCAAAAAAAAAAAAAAA
This is a messenger RNA of Ictidomys tridecemlineatus (thirteen-lined ground squirrel), 5328 nucleotides long. RefSeq names its product coiled-coil domain containing 12 (gene Ccdc12). Gene Ontology annotation, cellular component: U2-type spliceosomal complex; post-mRNA release spliceosomal complex. NCBI's taxonomy places the organism in Eukaryota, Metazoa, Chordata, Mammalia, Rodentia, Sciuridae. The record is from RefSeq and is a predicted model, not a curated record.